GAAAAAAAAGAGGGAAAAACUGCAUUUCGUGGCCAACGAAUCCGACCCUGAAAUUCUUUUACCUCUCCCAUUUGCCUUUUUACGUAUCCUUCUCUGUUUUAGCCAUCACCUUAGCCUCACUCAAUUUGAAUCCCGUCGGUGAUUUUUGUUCUAUUUAGUUAUUAUCUUGUUCUUAUCGACGUUGAAUCGAACUUUUUUGCGAAUACCUUGAUUCCACGAUUGGCUAUGAUUCUACAAAUAUUAGGUUCGGCUUGCAAUUGUGUUGGCAAUCUGGUUUCUAAUGAGCGUGAUACAAUUGAUUGGAGGUUUUCUUUGUUAAUUCCGUAGGAUUUUUUGGUUUUAGUUUUUGUUCUUCCUAUUUUCGGUGUUUUGUUUUUAGUUUUUUUGGUUCAUUUUUAUGGUUUUCAAUGAUCAAUGGAGACGGACAUUGUGAGGGCUUCUCGGAAGUCGCCUCUGCCGAUCCAUUGGAUUCAUCUUCACCUUGGGGUGUCGAGAAUGUCGAUGGUUGCUCUGUUGCAUCGCCAGCUUCUUCGAGGUAUUCGUCCUGCGGAGAUUCCGAGUUCGAGAGGUAUUGCAGUGCGAAUUCAGCAAUGGGAACGCCAAGUAUGCGCAGCACGAUUACAGUAUUUAACGAUUGCAUCGAUUCUGAAUUUGCGUAUGCGAGGAAUUAUGGGUUCAGUGAUGAUGGCGGCCUGGAGAACUUCAUUUUGGGAGGGAACGAGAUGAAUUCGAUGGAUACGAAUAUAGUAGGCUAUAGAAAGAUAGAACUGCACGAUGAAAUCACUCGUGAAGAACCGAGUACGAAACAUAGGUCUAGUGGGUUGAAUUUGUACGGUACGGGUGAGCUUAUUGAUUCACUUGAAGCUAAUGGCGAAGGUUUGUGUUGGAAGGUCGAGAGCACAUCGGAUUUAUUAUGUGGGGUAGAUAUGACUAACCGGUCCGAGAAGGUAGAGAGCAGCAAAGAUGAAAAAGAAGGCUUCAUUAUAGGGACAGAAGCCAGUGAAUCGGGAACGGAGGUGGAUGCUGUUCUUGGAGAUGUUACCAAUGAAGCAGUUCAUAUGGGAUGUUUAGAAGGAAGUACGGUUGAGAUUGGUAUGAAAAUAGGACAAAGGUUUGAAGAACGUCUUCUACCUUGCACGGUUGAGAAAAAGUCUGACGGUGAAUUGGAUGUGGAAAAUGAUAGAUCCCAGAACGAGCAUUCAGAGAGUGAGGAUUCAAUGUAUAAUUUUUUAUCUGAUGGUGAUCAUAGGGAUGAAACUUUCCUGCAUAAUAAUGCACGCAUUCUUCCAGAAACUGACAUGGCAAAUGAAAAUCCACUGCUUAUCAAUUCAUCUGUUGCUUUCGGUUCGGACGAUUGGAAUGAUUUUGCGGAUGCACUCCAGGAAAGGAUACCGUGCAAUCUGAAUUCCUCUUCUCUGACUGUUAAUGGUGUUCUUGAUGGUAGUGGAAUGACGAGAGAAGGUGGAAAACAGAUGCUCUUAGCCUGCAAAGAAGAUCAAGCUAGCACAAAUUUUCUGAGGAAAGUUAACUGCAGUUCUGGGGAUUGUAUGAUUGUGCAAACUGCUGAAAGACCAAACGACGUGAUUCAAGUGCGGGACAUUCCUAUGGCGAUCUGUCAAGUCCAGUCUUUUGACGAGUUGGAGGAAAUUGCAAACAAUACUUUUUUAACUGCAGCUGAUUUUUCAUACGGUGUUGAAUUAGAUCAAGAUGCAAAGGAUAUAUUUGUUGUUAAUAAUCACGCAGGAGAUGCUGAUAAAACUGCAUAUAAUAGUGAAUGUCUUGUUUGUAAUGUUUCUGGAGUUGGUACAGGAGCAGAGAAAUUUACUUCAAAGCAGCACACGUGCACAGUGGAUGGUAACUCUGUAACACAACCUCAAAUUCUAGAAACCGAAGAUAACGGUGGAGCGGUGAAUCAAGGCUUAGAUAGCCAAGGACUGGGAAAUGUGAAAACAAAAAUGGACCCUCUUGGUGCUGCUUUAACUAAUCGUCUUUCGACUCAUGCUAGUGACUGUAGCGAGGAUUUGGCACAUUCCAAUUCAAUACCUGAAUCAAAAGGUCAUCUUUUGCCAGUUGAGCUAGCAAAACUUGAGCUACAUGAUUUCUAUGAUGAAGUUGUUCACGAAAUGGAAGAAAUACUACUUGAAUCUUGUGAUUCUCCAGGGGCUAGAUUUACUAAUAAAUAUAAGAUAUCUCAGUCACUACCAUCUUUACCACUAAGGGAUGGAGGAUCAACUACACCUACUUCAGGCACUAACAGUUCUGAUCCAAGUAACCCAGAAAACUUGAAAAUUGAUGGGGUUGAAGUGAUAGGGGCAAGACAAAAGAGAGGGGAUGUAUCAUUCAGUGAAAGACUAGUUGGGGUGAAGGAGUACACUGUAUACAAAAUUAGGGUAUGGAGUGACAAGAAACAGUGGGAGGUUGAACGCCGCUACCGAGAUUUCUAUUCUCUAUAUUGUCAGUUGAAAUCAUCAUUUGCUGAUCAUGGGUGGAGUUUACCCUCUCCCUGGUCCGCAGUUGAUAAUAGAUCAAGAAAGUUAUUUGGGAGUGCAUCUCCGGACAUUAUUGCGGAAAGAAGUGUUUUAAUUCAAGAGUGUUUAUGUUCUAUUCUUCAUUCAAGAUUUUCAUCAACCAAUCCGAGUCCAUUAAUUUGGUUUUUGUCCUCUCAAGAAUCAAACUCCAGCUCUCCUACAUCAGAUACUGCAGUACCUCAAUCACCUGAUACUGCAAGUGUGUCUGACACGCAAAACUUGUUCUCUUUGGGGAAUUCCAUAUCACUAAUUGUUGAAAUUCGACCGUACAAAUCUACAAAACAAAUACUGGAGAUGCAGCAUUAUAUGUGUGCUGGAUGUUAUAGACAUUUUGAUGAUCAGAAAACUCUGAUGAAAGGCUUUGUACAGAGUUUUGGAUGGGGCAAACCACGAGUCUGUGAUUACACCUCUCAGAUGUUUUGCUCUUCAUGCCAUACGAAUGAGAUGGCAGUCAUACCAGCAAGAGUUUUACAUCAUUGGGACUUCACUCAGUAUCCAGUUUCUCAGUUAGCUAAGUCAUAUUUGGAUUCCAUACAUGAUCAGCCUAUGCUUUGUGUCAGUGCGGUUAAUCCUUCUCUCAUCUCAAAGGUCCCAGCUUUGCUUCAUGUUAUGGGUGUGAGGAAAAAAAUAGGAGAUAUGAUUUCAUAUGUUCGCUGCCCGUUUCGUAGGUCAAUUAACAGAGGACUCGGAUUCCGUAGAUAUCUUGUCGAAAGCAAUGAUUUUUUUGCACUUGGAGACCUUGUUGAUCUAUCCAAAGGGGCAUUUGCAGUAUUACCUACAAUACUGGAGACCAUCUCGAGGAAAAUCUUGGAGCACAUAGAGGAGAAAUGCCUUGUGUGCUGUGAUGCUGGCGUUUCAUGUGGUGCUCGUCAAGCAUGCAGCACCCCGUUGUCUCUCAUUUUUCCUUUUCAGGAAACUGAGAUGGAUAAAUGUGGCUCAUGUGAAUCUUUAUUCCAUAAACCUUGCUUUGUAAAGCUCACGAAAUGUCAUUGUGGGGCGCGCCUUAGAGUCGAUGAGACCGGUAGGCUCGCAAGGAAGGUAGGCCGUGGAUUAGGGACGGAUGGUGAGGAGAAUGGAGGUGUGUACUCAUUUCUGGGAAAAUCAACUUCCAUUUCGCCUUUGAGGUCUCUAUCAGGCCUGUUUGCCAAAGAACAUAAAGACAGUGAGAAUAUCAUCGUCAUGGGUUCUCUCCCUUCCACCUCCCUCUGAUCAAUAAGAUGUAUAUUGUAACAAUAUUUUGUGGUCAAUAUGUCCGUUUAUUUAUUUACCGUACUAUUUAUUUUAAA
Messenger RNA from Cucurbita pepo subsp. pepo (vegetable marrow), 3814 nucleotides. Lineage: Eukaryota; Viridiplantae; Streptophyta; Magnoliopsida; Cucurbitales; Cucurbitaceae. The record is from RefSeq and is a predicted model, not a curated record.